This is a messenger RNA of Neurospora tetraspora, 907 nucleotides long. RefSeq lists its product as uncharacterized. The record is from RefSeq and is a predicted model, not a curated record. The coding region runs from base 68 to 907 and encodes 279 amino acids. NCBI's taxonomy places the organism in Eukaryota, Fungi, Ascomycota, Sordariomycetes, Sordariales, Sordariaceae. The transcript has 4 exons.
AGUGGCUCCAGGUAACUUGCGUCUGAAAGGAUACAACUGUGCCGUAGAGUGGCCAGUCGGCCCCGCCAUGACGGCCUUUGAUGAGGGAGAGAAAGCCAUCUACAAAGCUGCCGCCUUCCCCAGAUGUAUCUUGUUCCCCGAGCAUGGAACUUCUAGCAAUGCAUCUGCCAAAAGACGGUGUGUCAAUGCGCACUACCGAGAGUCGAAGGCCGAGUCAAUACCACCUGUUUGGUCGCCGCCGGCUUCCACUACCGCUCCGGUGUACCCUCCGAUGCUGCCUUCGGCACUCUCUCCGCCAUCUGCUCAGUCUUACUUCCCGGCACCCGCUGAGUCGUACUCUCCUGGGUACUCUCCGCCACACGCCUCCACACCCUUCAACAUGAGGGCAGCCUCGCAGCGUGACCUGCCAAUCGCGUGGAAAACCCAGCUUGCGGUAGAAAAGCCAUCCUUCAGGAUCAAGGAGAUGCUUAUCUACUAUCUCACUGGCGACGAAAUCCCGAACUCCUACCUGUGCAGCCUUCCGGGUGCCAACUGUCGCCAGAAGUUCAUGACCGUGGGCCCAGCCGUGGACAGCAUGGAGCAGGAAAACCUGGCCAUCUACAAAGACGGUGUCUUCCCUCGCUGUGUCUUGUUCCACAGCUUCUCCGGCAAGAGGAACUGCUGCAACGCGACCACCCUAGGUGACCGUGCAGUUGACGGUCCGGCCCACGGUGUCGAUGACUUGAUGGCGGCGGCCGGGCUUGAGGUCGAUGAAGUUAAAGGUUUCAUCGCCGCGGGUGACGGGGACUGGCUCCUAGGGCUGAGGAGCGGCCAGCGGGUGAGAAGGGGGGAUCGCUUCUUGGUCCUCGUGCCGGCCAUUGGAGAGGAGGUUGGGGCUUUGCCUGAAGUGCGCCGCCUUAAGAACUAA